CAAACCCCUCCACCUACCUUAUCCACACUGACACUCGUAAGUCACCCACUCAUCUGCACUCAUCUCUGUCUCUAUCUUUGUUUGCCUAUUCCAAUUCACUGUCGCCCGACACCCUUCUCUCUUCUGAUCUCCCUUCCCCUUUCUUUGAUUGAUCCAAAAUUACUUAUGGUGAUUCGCGAUCUUACGAUUCCAAGCUUCAAGCUAUUAAGCGAUAGUGAUGAGGACAAAUCAUCUCCUACACCUGUCCCAACUACUCUAAACCCUUUGAUCCCUAAAUAUGACUCUGUCGAUACCAGAUCUGGAACCUCUGAUACAGAUCCAACAUGGUGGUACUGGAAAAUAUAUCUUUGGGGAGACCAUUUUCCUUCGGAGGAAGAAGGAGGUUGUGUCGAAGAUGGGGAAGAUGAGGAAUCUAUUACUUCAGAAUAGAUCUUGCAGAUGUCCGAUACAUAAAUUAUUUUCUCGGAGCCGGAUGGAGAUGAGGCUAAGGUACUUCUCUUUAGGAAGAGUAAUUUCUCCUACUUGUUUUACAUUCUCUUUAGGAAGGUACUUCUAAUGUCCGAUACAUAAUUUUACAUUCUGAGUAUUUGCAUGCCCUACUUGUUUCUCUAGUUGCAAACUUAUGAUGCAAAAAAGAAUUGUUCUUAGCCAGUGGAACUUUGUGAGCUAGAUAUGUGUGAGCUCCUAUAUUGUAAUGUCACCCCGUAUUGAUUGGAGACUUAUAAAACUGAUUAAUUUUAUCCAUGUGGUCUCCCCUUUUCCUGUUCAGUGAGAAAAGUGUUGUGAUACUACAAAAAAAAGGUCCUUUGGCACUAGCAAGGUAAACUCCUACUGCGUCAGAUACAACACUUGUGCAUGUUUUCCAUCAAAAAAUUAUGCAAAAGCUUGUCAAUAGGAAGUAAAGAGAGGCAUUGUACUCUUCCUUGGCCAUGUUUGCACAAACAAAAAAACAAGUACCCUAUCUCAGAGUAAUCACACAUGCUCCUCUAAGUACACUUGUGCACUGUGAUACACUUCUAAGCUGACCCCUAAGUUUCGUGGUAAUCUUCCUUCUAUGACCAUCUUAGUUUUGUACAUGUGAGGGAUUUUAAAUUGGUUCCCCCCAUUGUUAUUAAGAACCUCACCCAUCACACCUUGAAGGGUCAAGAAUACUCUAUUGCGUUUGUCAGGUGACAGCUCUUCAAAUGUUGUGCCAAAGACCUAGGAGAAGCUUGAUCUUGCAGUGUGUGAAUAGACCUAAUGUUGGGAUUUUAAGCGCGUAAGAUACCGAAAAAUACUGAGAACACCAGAAAAAUGAGAGAACAAACACAAGAAGAAAAUAUGAGAGAAAAAAAUUAUAUUUCCACUAUUUCAGGACAAUAUACAAAAAACUCUCCCUUGUUCCACAUCCUAUGCCCGGAUGUAUUUUUCCGAGUAACUAAAACCAGUUACUCCCUACACUCAACCACACUUACCAAGACCCCUUGGAUUUUUCCAGUGGUAUUCUUGUGUAAAAUUGCUCUUUUUCUCUCUACCUUGGUGGUGUGUAAAACUCACACACACAUAGAGAACUCUUCACAUGGCUAGUUAAAUAGCUAACAAAGGAGCAUAUGAACAAAGGAAUAAAAGACAAUCAAGAAAUGGCCGACACCUAU
This is a messenger RNA of Cuscuta campestris, 1634 nucleotides long. Lineage: Eukaryota; Viridiplantae; Streptophyta; Magnoliopsida; Solanales; Convolvulaceae. The record is from the annotation of a GenBank genome assembly.